UACUGGUCAUCUUUUGGCUCUGUGGGAUUUAAAUGUUAGAGGAUUAACCUUUCUUUUCAGUUAAAAGCAAGUAGCACGUUCCAAGCCACCACUUUUAUGCACUCAUAUAACAAAGAAGCACAGUACAAAAACUUCUUGAAUGUAACCAUUUUUGGUAGGACCUGGGUAGCUGCCUAGAUUUAUAGUCAACAGCUGUGAGUGAGCUAUGGAAAAAGCACUGUCGUUUGCUUAAAGAGCGCUUAAAGAGCUGAUCAAAGUAGCAGGCAGCUGGGCCACUCCCAGGUAGAUUCUGCGGGUUUCUACCGCCUUCCGGGCUUUGAGAGUCACGCAUGCGCUUUGAACAACCGCUUUGCCGCUGGGAAGUACGGGUCCUGCGUGAGCGUGACGUCAGCACGUACCGCAGCCUGUGGCGGGCAGGAGCUGGAAUAUCGUCCGCCGAGGAGCGGGAAUACCGUCCGUCGUGGAGCCGGAGGUGGAGGAUCCGCUCUGGAGCUUUGUGCGGGUUCUGGAGAAGCGAGAUGGGACCGCGCUUCGACUGCAGCAGUACGGCUCCGGAGGCGUGGGUUGCGUUGUGUGGGACGCCGCCAUCGUCCUUGCCAAAUACCUGGAGACGCCGGGGUUUUCUGGCGAUGGGGCCCACGCUCUGAGUCGGCGCUCGGUGCUGGAACUGGGUUCCGGCACGGGGGCCGUGGGGCUCAUGGCUGCGACCCUCGGAUGUUAUAGUCACUGAUCUUGAGGAGCUACAAGACUUGCUGAAAAUGAAUAUUAAUAUGAACAAGCAUCUUGUGACUGGUUCUGUUCAAGCCAAGGUACUGAAAUGGGGUGAUGACAUAGAAGACUUGAUGUCACCAGACUACAUAUUAAUGGCGGACUGCAUAUACUAUGAGGAGUCCUUGGAACCAUUGCUGAAAACACUAAAAGAUCUCAGCGGAUCUGAAACUUCUAUUAUAUGUUGUUACGAACAACGUACAAUGGGGAAAAAUCCAGAAAUUGAGAAGAAAUAUUUUGAGCUCCUGCAGCUAGACUUUGACUUUGAAAAAAUCCCUUUGGACAAACAUGAUGAAGAAUACCGAAGUGAAGACAUUCAUAUUCUACACAUCAGGAAGAAAAAUCCGGUACGCGCGUUCACAGUUCUUCAUACCUGACCGCCUGCUGGUUCUUGUUGAUGCUAAGCUGUUGUCAAGUUCUUCCCUCCACAUAGUGUGGAAGAGCUGUGCCGGCUGAACUGUUUCCAUCACUCACUGUCUUGCCUUGGGUCUUGGUCACAAUCUCAGAUCUCGAAGUGGCAGGCUGUACGUUGGAGGCCAGGCCGGGCUACACAGCGGGACACUAUAUCAAAACGUAUGUAAGGCUGGCUUCAUUUCUGCCAUGCUGGGAAAGGAACCUUCGGCCUUACACGUGAUAGGCAAGCGGUCUGACACCAAGCUAAGUCCCCAGCCUGGUAAGGUCUUUAAGGCCCUUUUCAGUUAUAAAUCAAAUGACCGUGUCACUGAGAAUGCCCGUGAGCAGUUGCUUUAAGACAGUAAGGUACAGAAAAGUUUGUCUUGGUUCCUCCUAGUCCUGGAUUUGGGUGGUCUUCUCUGGGGGGCCUGUGAACAAGCUGUAAGUAAGAGUUCCACAAAGGAGACCGGUCACCUGGCUGAGAAAAAGAGAAGCGGGAGCAGGGUCCAAAGCUGGCCCUAAGGGCAGUAUAUACCAUGAAUGUACAGUAUAUAUUAUAUAUGUGUAUAUAUUGAUAAAUAUCCUUAAUGUUCUCAACCCUCCUCACAGUGCCUCAUGGAGGGAUGUUUUCCCAAACUGUGGCAUUGAACAGAACCUCAAGUGAUUUCUCUUUGUAACUUCCUGCUCUAACUCUUUUAAAGGCUAGUUGUAACUCUCGAGCUUUGGUCAUUCUCAUUUUCCCUUUAAAAGAAAAAUGGGCAUUCUCACCUAUGAAAGAAAAUACCCCAAGGGAUAGAAGUUGACGUGUGUUCCCAUCUGGUCGCUUUUAGUGGUUUGCCUUUGUUGCACCUGCAGUUCCAGCCUGUAAAGGGGGAGAGUCUUGUAUGCUCAGUUGUGGAUGUGAACGCCAUAAGGCAAACGUUGACACUUAAUAAAAACCUGGCCCCCACCAUGUUUCCUAAUGAUAAGGAUUCUAGCCAAGAGCAGAUACAACACAGUUUGGGGACCAGAGGUAGGGGUGAAAGCUCAGUCUAAUGAGAGAAGGUGAGGGUUAUAAUCCAGAUUGGUAUAGAGCGCUGGAAAGGCAGAAACACGGAUGCAGUGCCUUAGGGGAUGCAGUGUUUGCUGAAGCUGCCGUACAGUUGUCAAAGCAGGUUUUUUGAAGCAUAAACGUCUUUGUUUUUUAAUAUAAAGAGUUGUUUUGUUUCUGCAAAGACUUAUUUCCUUUUUAAAUUGAUAUAAUUCUCAUUCCAUAAAAUUUACCCUUUCAAAGCACGUAUCUCUGGUUUUUAGUCACUCGGCUAUAUUUUAAAGUGUUUUCAUCAUCAGAGAUAAAAUGCUUCCAGCGUUCAGUCCAUCUGCUCAUUCUGCACCCGCUCUACAAGUCUAAUCUCGUCCUGCAUCCUUGCAUCUCGCUGCCUUCAUUCAGCAAAGUGUUUUCCAGGUCCUCCACGGCACAUGCCCUCCUUACACUCCUUUUGUGUCUGGGUCACAUCCCUGAGCAUGGCUCUGCUAGCUAAUCCACUACUGUUCGUCAGCUGGUAACGUUUCUCUCUCUCACUUCUUGUCUGUAAUAAUCCUGCUGUGGACACGUGUGAAGUAGAUGAAGUCACCAGGGUUUUCCAAAGCUACCGUAUUGUCUUUACCUUCCCACCAUGAGUAUGUAAGGGCUGUCACUGCCGUGACACUGCUCACCAACUCUUGCUGUGUCCUCUUCAUAGUAGCUGUUCUAGUAGAUGACAUAUAGGAUUUCAAUGCAGUCUUUUUCUUAAUGAUAGUGUCUUCUUGUGUCUUUAGAGAUAGUGCCCAGUUUUAAAUUGUUCUGUCUUCUAAGAGUCCUUUGCUAAUCGAUACCAAAUGUAUCAUUUACAAAAUCCCUCCUGUUCUAUAGGUGUCUUAAAUUUUAUGAUAUUGUAGUUUUUAUAACAAAAGGCUUUUUUAUUCAUACAUGUGCUUUAGAUGUCAGCUAAGAACUGUCUGUAAACAUUGUACAUGUUUCUCUUGACUUGCCGUUAGCCACUACUUGGUGUUGUAAAAUUAAUGUUUAACCUCCCCCCUUUUCCUUAUAGAAACCGCCAUCAUGAAGCCCUUUUCCAUUACCCGUGCCCCCAGCAUCCUGGGUAAGGUAAAGCUGUGACCACGCAUGCACACCGCAUGGAAGACUGCCUUACAGAGUUCUCCAGCAUGUCUUAGAGAUCUGGCUCCUGGAUGACCACUGCCUUGGACUGCCCACAGUGUGAAAUGCCUGCCUGCCCGUGGGCCUGAAAUCUAACUUAGGUUUACUUAGCUCAGCAUCAAGUUCUGUUUAAAAGAAACAUUGACAAUCACUCAAAUAAAGAUUAAUUUUGAGGACAGCCUCAAGUCUGAA
This is a messenger RNA of Rattus norvegicus (Norway rat), 3529 nucleotides long. NCBI's taxonomy places the organism in Eukaryota, Metazoa, Chordata, Mammalia, Rodentia, Muridae. The record is from RefSeq and is a predicted model, not a curated record.